Messenger RNA from Arachis duranensis, 4617 nucleotides. RefSeq lists its product as uncharacterized. The record is from RefSeq and is a predicted model, not a curated record. Gene Ontology annotation, molecular function: protein binding; protein kinase activity; ATP binding. Lineage: Eukaryota; Viridiplantae; Streptophyta; Magnoliopsida; Fabales; Fabaceae. Gene Ontology annotation, cellular component: cytoplasm. Gene Ontology annotation, biological process: protein phosphorylation; signal transduction.
AGGAAGCAGGGGUGUCGAACUUGAUAGAGAAAGAAACAUCACUCCAUACAGAGCUCGGAUAAAAUAAAAUUAAAUAAAAUUAAAAGAAGAAAAAAGAAGCUCUUCCGGAUAGGAAGGGAGAGUAGAAGUUGAUUGCUUACGCUUGUCACGCUCUCCUCUUUCUAUUUCUAUUUCCAUUUCCAUAUUCGGACUAUGCCCUUUUCCUUCUAUUCUCUCUCUCUUUUUCUUUUUUAUUUCAUUUUUAUCUAUUAUCACUCUUACUGCAAAUCUUCAAUUCAUUUUCUGGUAUGGCGUUUGAUCAAAAUUCCGUAACAAAAGAUCUGCGUCCGCUGAAUGUAGCUACGACCUUGGCUAUGGCGGAGGAGCACUUUGUUUCACCGCCGACCACCGCCACAGCCACCACACCUCCCACGCCCAAUUCGGGUCGUGAAAUGGGAAGCCCCGGCACGCCGCAGGUACCUCUUUUCUACUCACCUACAGUCUCUGACGGCGCCACCCUCGUUGGAUUGAGCUACGGGAAUGUGCCCUCCACCGCUGGCACUACGUGGUGCUUACGUCCCGCCAUGUCCAUUGCCCAUCCCAAUGCGAACCCUGCCAUUGGGUUUAAUUAUGGUCAUAGUUGUUGUAAUAGGGUUGCACCUGGCAAUGCUACUUUGAAUUUGGGGAACUGGGUGGGGACUAAUGGCGCAAUGGAUAAGGCUUGUAAUGAUGCUGGUAAUGGUUUUCCUGCCUACGGUGGUCUUAGGAUUAACAGGGUCGUUGCCAACGCCACUGAUCAGGCUACUUAUGGCCAUACUGCUGGCCACCGGGCUGAUCAUGUUGUUGAGGAUGGUGGCGGUAGUGGUGGCGGCGUCGAUGAAUCUGUUUCUGGGAGGAAAGUGAAGUUCUUGUGCAGCUUUGGCGGGAGGAUUUUGCCGAGGCCUAGUGAUGGCAUGUUGAGAUAUGUUGGAGGGAAGACUAGGAUUAUUAGUGUUAGGAGAGAUGUGAGAUUCAAUGAUUUGAUGCAGAAGAUGGUUGAUACUUAUGGGCAGCCUGUGGUUAUAAAGUAUCAGCUCCCUGAGGAGGAGCUUGAUGCACUGGUCUCAGUUUCGUGCCCCGAUGAUGUUGAGCAUAUGAUGGAGGAGUAUGAAAAGUUGAUGGAGAGGUCCCCUGACGGCUCUGCUAAAUUGAGGGUUUUCCUUUUUUCUGCUGCUGAUCUUGAAAUCUCCGGCGGGAUGCACUUUGCAGACUUGCAGGAUAGCGGUCAGAGAUAUGUCGAGGCCGUGAAUGGAAUUGCAGAUGAGAUUAGUAUUGGAAUCACUAGGAAGGAGAGCGUUACAAGUGCAGCCUCAACUCAGAAUUCUGAUUUGAGUGGCUCGGAGACCCUUGAUAGUUUAAUUUCUGGUGAUGUAAGUGCAGUGCCCAAGGGAAAUGUAGCAGCUUCUUCUGACACUCCUUCAAAUUUGAUGGCUUCUGAGGCCAGUGGAGCUUCUGCAGUUUUGAUGGGCAUGUCGGCUGCUAGGACUCCAACCCACGCACCAUAUUUCCAUAAUGAGGUCGACCUAGAGAGGUCUAUACCUGCUACAAUGUCUCAGCAGUCAGUUGGGUUGCAGCAAAGUGGAAUGGAAGUUCCAUAUUCUUCACCUUAUUUACAGCCCUUUUUUGAUUUGCGCCAGGAAGUUAUGAAUUAUGCAGAUUAUGUCCAGAUGCCUCCACAGACAGGGUUUCGAAAUGCUCAGCUUCUAGGGAAGACAGGGCAAGUCUUCACUCAACCACAGUUUCAUGAUAACAAUCCAGGUUCAGCAUCUCAUCAGGUCAUUCCUGGCAUGCAAAUGACAUUUACUCAACAAGGCAUGCCUUCUCAUGUUGGUGUGAGGUCAAAUGUCGUCCAACCACAACCUGUGAUGCAACUACAGCAAAAUCGUUCAGAGCAGUAUAAUGAUGAAAAUACAUCAGGGAUGAGAAUUUUCCAGCUUCCCACUGAGCAAGGUUACAACACUUACCAGGUUCCAAUGAAUAGAGUCCCUUCUGUCAUCGUUGGAGGUAAUUAUGGCUGGGUUCAGGUUCCUUCACAAGAUCAAGUUGUUUACUCUGAUGGGUUAUUACCCCAACAACAGGUAAUGGUCCCUGAGAAAAGCCAAAGAGUGGAGGACUGUUCAUUAUGCCAAACAAAACUGCCUCAUGCACAUUCCGAUUCAGUGGUUCAAGAUCAACAUAUUAAUGGUGCAGGAUCAAUUCCUGAUUCAGUCCCAGCUUAUCAUAGUCUCCCCACGGAGGACAAUUCAAGAGCUCAAGCUACAAACAAUGUUAUGUCAAGGGAAGGUAUUGCUGAACAAGUGUCCCAGGCCAAACCACAGGUUAUUAGAAAACCGGAGUCCCCAGAUGGACUAACUUGUACUGAAAAAACUGCACCUCCUCAAAAUCUUGAGCCACAACCUGAGGGAGUUAGAAUUUUUACGCAAAAGCUAGAUGGUUCUGAUUAUCCUAGAAAUUCAACUAUGUACGAAACCAUUGGAAGGACAGGGGGGAAACAAUGUCCAACACUGUCUCCAAUUGAUGGGCUCAUGGGAAGUUCACCACUAUCUUAUAUUGAUGAUGUUGCCCUCCGGCAUAUGUCUCCAGUUGAAAACUCGAGUAAACAGGAUGUGUUUGUGAAUAAAACUGGCCAUAACAAUAUUUCUAGAGUUGAUGGGAAUGGGACAGCUACACAAACUUCAGAAUGCAUGGCCCAAGGAUCUCCAAAAGAAUAUACUACUGAGCUUUCUGGUGUUGUACCAAAGUCAGAGUUGGUGGAUAAGAUUACACAGGACAAUCUGAAACCUAUUGAUGGAAGGAUGGACACCCUCAACGUCCGCAUUCCUGAAGUUCAUGUGAGUAAUGAUCGCUGCUUUCAGCAGGUUGAUAAAUCUAGCGGGGUUGCUAGGGUUCCUAGUAUGCUGCCUUCUUCUACAGAAAUUUUGUAUGCCCAUAAUUCUAGGCCAGGGGAAUACAAUGAGGUUGCACAACACCGAAACAACUUCAUCAAUAUCACAAUCUGUAAGGUUUGGAGAUAUUCAGGAUUCGACAAACUCACUUUUCAGCAAUCAAGAUCCUUGGAAUAUACAGCAUGGCAACUCUGGCGAACAAAAUUUAGGAGCACAAUUUGAUGAUGGCCUCUACCAGUCUUUGAAACAGCAUUUACCUUUAGAACAUGUUCGAUCUGCCAAAGGCUGUUGCUGAAGAUGUAGCAGCUUCUGUUCUGCACUCAAGAAUUCCUUCAAAUCCUGACUUGCAUGCAAGGGACAAUAUGUACCUUGAAAACACAGAGGAUGGUGAAGAUAAAAACAAUCUGAUAGAUGUUUCUGAAACUCAGAGCAUCAAGAGCAAGCAACCAGAAACGACAAAUUUUGGCUUUCCAGCAUCAGAUGUUGGAGGAUUGCAGGUAAUAAAGAACUGUGACCUUGAAGAGCUUACAGAAUUAGGAUCUGGUACAUUUGGGACUGUGUAUCAUGGAAAAUGGAGAGGCACUGAUGUUGCAAUCAAGCGGAUUACUGAUAGGUGCUUUGCAGGAAAGCCUUCAGAGCAAGAGCGAAUGAGAGCUGACUUCUGGAAUGAGGCAAUCAAGCUUGCUGACUUGCACCACCCAAAUGUGGUGGCAUUCUAUGGUGUUGUCCUUGAUGGCCCAGGAGGUUCUGUGGCAACAGUAACUGAAUAUAUGGUUAAUGGUUCUCUAAGAACUGCCUUGCUGAAGAAUGGGAGGAACCUUGACAAGCGCAAGCGACUCUUGAUUGCAAUGGAUGUGGCCUUUGGUAUGGAGUACCUGCAUGGAAAAAACAUAGUUCACUUUGACUUGAAAAGUGAUAACUUGCUUGUGAAUCUCCGAGAUCCCCACCGCCCAAUAUGCAAGGUUGGUGACUUGGGUCUUUCCAAAGUGAAGCGUCAGACACUGAUCUCUGGUGGUGUGAGAGGAACUCUACCUUGGAUGGCUCCAGAGCUGCUGAAUGGGAGCAGCAGCCUUGUUUCGGAGAAGGUUGAUGUUUUCUCAUUUGGUAUUGUGAUGUGGGAACUCUUGACUGGAGAAGAGCCAUACGCUGAUUUGCAUUAUGGUGCCAUUAUAGGUGGUAUUGUGAGCAACACUUUGCGCCCUCCAGUUCCGGAAUCUUGCGAUUCAAAAUGGAGGUUGUUGAUGGAGACUUGCUGGUCCUCAGAACCAUCGGAGAGACCUAGCUUCACUGAGAUUGCCAAUGAAUUGCGAUCCAUGGCGACCAAGAUCACUGCCAAAGGUCAAGCCCAACAGCAGCAGCAACCCUCUUCCUUGCAGAGCCAAGUGCAGAAAUGACUAAUUCUCGAUUUCUCUGGUUUGUGUUCCAUCCAAUUAUUUAACUCUGUCAACGCAUCGUGUGCAAUACUUAUUGAUAGGGAAGGUUUUGUUGGUUCAAGGAGUUGAUACACCAAGGCUGUUAGGGGCUAUCAGGCAUUUAGCUAUAUUGCACUUUUAUCUUACUACAUGAUACAACUCUUUAAGGGGAACAAUAUAGAAUUAUUCAUUUCUAUUUUGAAAAAGAAAAAUAUAUGUUCACACUUUGAUAGUGCUUGUAAAUACGGAUACUGUAAAGACUUGAACAUUUUUAAACCAUCGGUAUUAUUUCUUUUAAUUAA